Molecule: messenger RNA, 2424 nt
Organism: Gigantopelta aegis
Lineage: Eukaryota; Metazoa; Mollusca; Gastropoda; Neomphalida; Peltospiridae
Product: insulin-like growth factor-binding protein-related protein 1
Exons: 4
Coding region: 245-1000 (251 amino acids)
Biological process (GO): regulation of signal transduction; regulation of cell growth
Cellular component (GO): extracellular region
Molecular function (GO): insulin-like growth factor binding
Source: RefSeq, a predicted model, not a curated record
GGUCUUAUAUCAAGUUACUGUGGUCUAUUUUCGAAAACAAGACUCUGUGCUAGAAAAACUCUUUUUGUUGUGAUUCCUGGAAUUCUUCUCCGGACUUGAAACUUCGUUAAAACUCCCUGAAAAAGUUACAACUAACCAUUCUAACAAGAAGAAGGGGAAAAAACGUUUUGUUUCAACUUUAGAGAGGUGAGUUAGCAGAGAGAAGGUAGUUUCGACCAUCUUUGAUCUUAGAAACCCUCCAAAAAUGAAGGGAUUUCUUCCCGUGGCCAUCUUGGCUGCGCUUUGUUUGGUAGAAGCUCAAGCCCGUUCCAAAGACGACCUAAAAUGCGGAAAGUGCGACGUGGAAUCAUGCGUUAAACUCGCGACCACGGAGUGUCUGUCCGGAAUCGUGAAGGACGAGUGCGGGUGCUGUCGUAAGUGCGCCCAGAUGGAGGGGGAGCCGUGCGACCGGUCCCAGGAUCCGAACGGCUACGGUCCGUGCGGUGACGGCCUGGAGUGCACGUCCACGGAGUUCGGCAGCUUCUGUCUGUGUCAGCACAAGGAAAUCAUCUGCGGCAGCGACGGCGUCACCUACAGCAACCUCUGUCAGCUGAUGGCGGCGGCGGUGAGGUCGCAGCGGACGAAGACGCUGAAAGUCGACUACAGGGGACCGUGCGAUCCAGCUGCCAAGAUCAUGACUCCACCGGAGUUCACGCGAAACUACACCGGGGGUUCCGUGGUGCUGUCCUGCGAGGCGGUCGGGUUUCCCACUCCCCACAUGGCGUGGAUCUACACCCGGGCCGACAACCAGACGUACAGCAUGCCAGGUGAUGAUGAGAAGAUUCUCACGGCUUCCCGCGGCGGUCCAGCGCGGUUCCAGGUGACGGGGUGGAUCCAGAUCGAGAAAGUCGAGAAACACCACGAGGGAGACUACACGUGCGUGGCCCAGAACAAGCAUAAUAAAGAUUUUGCCAAGGCCAGAGUUAAAGUUCUACGUGUGGAAGAUGAUACGGAUGAGUAAUGCUGAUGUCUUUCGCUACACAAAGACGCUGCCGUAGUCGUAACCAAUCCCGCUGUCUGUCAUAUCUAGUGGGCGUUGCAGAGAGAUGAGCACCUGAAUGUCGUUGUGUAAUAUUCUAGGUCGUAAACUAGUUCAUGUGAUUUGAUCGCCAUUGUCGUAAACGCAACACGUCCUACAUUGGGAAAUAAUGCAUGAAUUUUGUAACGAACAUACAUUUAUCAUACAAUAUUUAAGGAUUUCUUAUUUUAUUCCGUCGCUUUAAUUAAAACAAACCAUAUUUUACACAAGUUUAAAAACAUGCGUAUUUACAUCAUUGUCUUUCUUUUUCAAUUCAAAAUCUAAGUAAUUUCAUGUGGUAUUCUUGAUUUUGUGUAUUUAUAUUUGGGAAACACGCAUUUUGUGAAACUUCUAAUGAAAGUAAUAAAUAUAUACAAUAAAGAGUUUCCUGAAUUAUGCAUUCAACAAAUGAGGCUGUGUUAUAUAAUAAAAUAUAUAAAAUAGAUGAAAAAUGUUGGUACAUCACUUGAACUAAUACAAUAUUUAGCAAAAAUGUUUGUAUAUAAAUGUAAUGGUAGUAUAUACCAAAAUACUAGUAUAUUGAUUUCAAAUGGUGCUAACAUUUUAUCUUUCUAUAGAGCUUAAACUGCUUUGUAUAGUUAUAUAGAUAUAUACUUAGUAUUACACGGUAUGUAUAUAAACCUAGAAUAUCUUGUAUAAUCUGGAAACGUGAUUUUUUUUUUUUAAUUUUAGGGGUUUUAGUUUUACUACAUUGCAUAAUCACACAAUCACACCUUCAAAUUUAGUUUUAAUAGUCCAUAGCGGCUGUAACUUGAUUUGUAAAGUCAUUGUGCUAUGUUAAUAACAAAACAUUUGUUUUUCUCUUCAUCGACUAUUGUUGUAAUAUUUGUAAAGUCAUAAUUUGAACACUUUUCAAAAUAACAAUGUUAGUAUUUAACAUUAAUUUCUAUCAUAAAUUGAUGUGAUUAUUUGGAAAUUGCAAACUUUUACAAAUUUUGUUGAUAAAUAGAAAAUUGCCAGACAAUUAUAAUUUAAGCGAUUUAUACCUUUGAAUUUUCGUUUUGUUUGGAAGGAGUAGAAAUAACUAAACAUUUAACAAAUGAUUUAUAUGUAUUCUAUCUAACUUGCACUUCAAAAGUUGUGUAUAAAUAUACCUUUUAGUUAUAUAUUUGGUGUGUUUUCUUUUGUAAACGUAUACGUAUAUAUCUUGUAUAUUAUUAGUUUUCUACUAUAGUGUUGUCGAUUCCAGAUGUUUUAACGUCUGCGAUGUUUCAACAACAGAAAUCCAAGUCUUCCAUUAAUUGAUGUUGUGAACUAAAUGCACUGGUUUUGCACCAUCUUUGACAACAUUAAUUUCUUUUUAAGUGCACAUGAAUACCACAUUAUCAAUAAAAUAUGUUUUUAAA